UCCCACAGCACGACCAUAUCAUACCUGGACAAUCGUGUUCGUUGCGCCGUCCUUUCCCCGGCAGAGACACAGACGGCUUCGUGUUUCUUGUUACUCUAAUUACUGCACAACAAAAACUACUUUUUUUUCCAUGCACGCUUUCACUUCGUCAUCGCAGUGGCGAUCUGUCAUUUACUUCAAAAGCGUUAAGACAUCAAGGAUCAAACAGUAAUAUCUCAAAUAUAAACCAGUAAAAAACUUAAUUAACAUAAGUAAAGAAGGUUUUGGUGAGGGGCAUGUGUUUUAAGGGGACCGCAAUCGCAUCUGAUCGUUUCAGCACAAUAAUAUAAGGCACCCUGUGUGCAGAGAGUCUUGUCAGUUUGAGGAAACAUGCGCUGGGUGACGGACACGAAGGUAACCAUGCAGUAAAGCGGCGAUCUUGUUCUGCGCAGAGGUGAUUUCCGCAGAGUUAUAGCUUGAAGUUUACCGGUUCGAUCCGACAACGUUUGCAUGGUUGCGAUGGCUCCGCUGGGCGAGGUGGGAAGCUUCUUACACGGCUUGGAUGGUUUUGGACCUGUCGGAUCUCAUUUUCAUCUGACGACUGCUGGGGACGGCUCCUCUCUUCUGGGCGACCACUUGGUCCCAGGCGAGAGACAGAGGGGCUCCGCUGCGGAUCUGGCGCAUCUGAAGGGCCUGCUCCGGAGAAGACAGCUGUACUGCCGGACGGGGUUUCACCUGGAGAUACACCCAGAUGGCACAGUGCAGGGGACAAGAGAAGACAACAGUCGAUUUGGUGUUUUGGAAUUCAUCAGUAUUGCCGUUGGGAUGAUAAGUAUCCGUGGGGUGGACAGUGGACUCUACCUGGGAAUGAACGACAAGGGGGAGCUUUACGGCUCUGAAAAGUUAACAGCUGAAUGUGUGUUUCGGGAACAGUUUGAAGAGAACUGGUACAACACAUACUCUUCCAAUCUCUAUAAACAUGGUGACAAGGGUUCAUACUAUUUUGUAGCCUUAAACAAAGAUGGAACUCCAAGGGACGGGGCCAAAUCGAGACGACACCAGAAAUUCACGCACUUCCUCCCACGACCCGUGGACCCAGAUCGUGUACCUGAACUGUACCGUGAGAUUUUGGGGUACAGCUGAGCCGGUUGGGGACAUGCUGACGAAGAACAUGGCCCUGUGUCUGGGCUGCCGUGGAAACGAGGAUAUAAACGCACCGCCGUUGUGGAUAGACAGGGGGCGGCUGGGGGCUCCGAGGGGCCACUCCGUCGGAAGUCAGUGGGUAGGGCUCAGCAUGGGAAACAAGCCCUGUACUCUGCUGGAGCCAGAGGCAAAAAUCAACAGGCAAAGAAGAGGUUGAACGGCCUGAUGAGGGGACACUGCAGGGUGUCCAGCUAGCGGCUCACUGGUGUGCUGGAGAGUCGAGGAGAAAGCGGAGGUUUGGCAGGAUGACCUUCCAUUUCUGCCUACAGUGACAUGACGUUUUACAGAUUGUUCUAAAAGAACUGUGAAGGAAUUACAGUGUUGUGACUUUAUAGCUAACUGGGCUUAAGGGGAAUAAAAGGAAACACAGAUAAUUUGUCACAGAUGUUUAUAAAGGUUUUAUUUAUGGAUUCCUGGAUACCUAUAUUUAUUUUAUCUAUUUAUUUAUUCAAGAAUAUAUUUACAGUUAAAUAUGCAAUAUAGAAGAAACAGGUAGAAGCUGUAUCGUAAUAGAGGCCAAUAUUUACUUUAACCUGACUGAAGAUAGUAUUUCGUUAACUUCUUUUAGCGUGUGAUUUACAGUAGGCUAAGCCAUGUUUUGAUGUUUCCUUAAUGUGGAGAAAAGGCCCAUUUUCUCUGGUUUUUUAAAGUCCUUCACAAGUUGUGUGCCACAUGGUACAUUUAUUGGGGAAUUAAACUAUUUAAAUGCA
Molecule: messenger RNA, 1892 nt
Organism: Brienomyrus brachyistius
Lineage: Eukaryota; Metazoa; Chordata; Actinopteri; Osteoglossiformes; Mormyridae
Gene: fgf20b
Product: fibroblast growth factor 20b
Exons: 3
Coding region: 490-1122 (210 amino acids)
Biological process (GO): cell differentiation; animal organ morphogenesis; positive regulation of protein phosphorylation
Cellular component (GO): cytoplasm
Molecular function (GO): fibroblast growth factor receptor binding; growth factor activity
Source: RefSeq, a predicted model, not a curated record